AUGAAUAGACAAAUAGUAGCUGGCAGGUUUAGGAUACUUAAAGAAAUCGGAUCGGGCUCGUUCGGCAAAAUCUACCUGGGAAUCGACAUCACCAGUGGCGAGGAAGUGGCACUGAAGAUCGAGACCAUCUCGAGCCACCCGCAUCUCAUGGACGAGAAUAAGGUAUACAAGGUGCUGAAUGGUGGGUUCGGUAUUCCGAGCAUGCGCUACUUCGGUCGAGAGCGCGGAUACUUCGUUUUGGUGAUGGACCUGCUCGGCCCCUCGCUUGAAGAUCUUUUCAAUUUCUGCGGCCGUCGCUUGACAAUCAAGACCGUGUUGAUGCUAGCCGAUCAAAUGAUCAGUCGGCUGGAGUAUCUGCAUAAAAACAGCUUCAUCCAUCGGGACAUCAAGCCGGACAACUUCCUGAUGGGCAUCGGACGCCACGCGAGCAAGCUUUAUCUGAUCGACUUUGGGCUGGCAAAACAGUACCGUGACAUCCACACGCGCACCCACAUCUCCUACUGUGAGGGUAAGAACCUGACCGGCACGGCCCGGUACGCGUCGAUCAACACGGGCCUCGGCAUCGAACAGAGCCGCCGUGACGACAUGGAGUCGCUCGGCUACGUCUUAAUGUACCUCAACCGCGGCUCGUUGCCCUGGCAGUGUCUGAAGGCGACCACCAAGAAGCAGAAGUACGAGAAGAUCACCGAGAAGAAGAUGUCAACUUCGGUGGAGGUGCUCUGCCAGGGCUUUCCGCUUGAGUUCGCCUCGUACCUCCACUACUGCCGCAGUUUGCGCUUCGAGGAGGAACCUGACUACAUGUAUCUGAGACAGGUGUUCCGAAUUUUGCUUCGCAGGAUGAACCACCAUCACGACUUCAACUACGACUGGAACGUGCUGAAGCAGCAAGAGAUGCUGCAGGCCAGCAGUGAUCCACCGGCUGAGAGCUCGGGUAAAAACAAACCUAACGAGACGCCGCGUGCCAUGGACGAGUAG
Messenger RNA from Anopheles coustani, 975 nucleotides. RefSeq names its product casein kinase I-like. The record is from RefSeq and is a predicted model, not a curated record. Gene Ontology annotation, cellular component: nucleus; cytoplasm. Lineage: Eukaryota; Metazoa; Arthropoda; Insecta; Diptera; Culicidae. The transcript has a single exon. Gene Ontology annotation, biological process: negative regulation of canonical Wnt signaling pathway; signal transduction; peptidyl-serine phosphorylation. The coding region runs from base 1 to 975 and encodes 324 amino acids. Gene Ontology annotation, molecular function: protein serine/threonine kinase activity; ATP binding.